AUGGCCAGAAUCGGUUACUAUAGUGCUCAAGUCCUUGUUGUCGGUUUGGCAUACGGUUUGAUGACCCUCAUCAAGAAGAAGAAUGACACCACUGUCUUGACAUACAAUGCUCCUACCAAGCCCAUGUCUGGUGCCACUGCUCCCGAGACUAUCACCACCACUGUCAAAGAUUAUGAUAUUGAUCAACUCAAGCAAUUUAUUCAAUCUACCAUGACCUCUGUUCUUAUUAUCUCAGUGAUGCAUUUCCAAUUCAAGUUCACUCAACCUCUCUUGAUGCAAUCUAUUUUACCUAUCAAGAACUUGAUUACUCAUAAGGAAGCCUUGAUUCAUUUAUGGGGUGAUGCUCCCGAAGGUCCUCUUGCUAGACCUUUUGUUGCCGAUAACCCAUUGAGUGGUCUUACCAGCAUGUUUGGUGGUGGUGCUGCUACUGAGGCUACUGCUACCCCUGCUGCCACUGUUGAUAACCACGCUCACAAGGAUUAA
Messenger RNA from Mucor mucedo, 483 nucleotides. Its product is annotated as inorganic phosphate transporter Pho88. Gene Ontology annotation, biological process: protein targeting to ER. The transcript has 2 exons. The record is from RefSeq and is a predicted model, not a curated record. Gene Ontology annotation, cellular component: endoplasmic reticulum; mitochondrion. The coding region runs from base 1 to 483 and encodes 160 amino acids. NCBI's taxonomy places the organism in Eukaryota, Fungi, Mucoromycota, Mucoromycetes, Mucorales, Mucoraceae.